Messenger RNA from Hippoglossus stenolepis (Pacific halibut), 647 nucleotides. Its product is annotated as homeodomain-interacting protein kinase 2-like. The transcript is spliced from 4 exons. The coding region runs from base 41 to 619 and encodes 192 amino acids. Gene Ontology annotation, molecular function: transcription coactivator activity; protein serine/threonine kinase activity; ATP binding. The record is from RefSeq and is a predicted model, not a curated record. Gene Ontology annotation, biological process: smoothened signaling pathway; peptidyl-serine phosphorylation; positive regulation of transcription by RNA polymerase II. NCBI's taxonomy places the organism in Eukaryota, Metazoa, Chordata, Actinopteri, Pleuronectiformes, Pleuronectidae. Gene Ontology annotation, cellular component: PML body; nucleus; cytoplasm.
GCUGAAAGUCAUCAGUGGCCUGGAUGCGGAUCUCACCAACAUGGUCAAGUUCUAUGAAGAAUUCCAGCACAUGGAAACGACCUGUUUGGUGUUUGAGAGGCUGGACAUGAGUCUCUAUGACCUGCUACUGCAGCGAGAGUGGGAGCACCAUCCUCUACAUGAGAUCCGCCCAGUUGCCAAGCAGCUCUUGGUGGCCUUGGAUGCCCUGAAGGGUCUCGGCGUCCUUCACACGGACAUAAAACCAGACAACAUUAUGUUCGUUAACAUGAAGGAUCAGCCACUCAGGGUAAAGUUAAUUGACUUUGGCUGCGCCAUGAUGGCGUCCCAAGUCGAGCUGGGGAUGGAGAUCCAGCCGUGUGGGUACAUAGCUCCAGAGAUCUCUCUGGGUCUUCCAUUCUCCGAGGCCGUCGAUGUGUGGGGGGUCGGGUGCGUACUGGCGUUCCUGUACCUGGCUCAAAACCUGUUCUCCGUUGAUUGCCAAUAUCAAAUGAUGAAGAACAUGGUGACAGUGCUGGGCCAGCCGCAGGACCACCUGCUCCGUGCUGGAAUGUACAGCGAGCAGUUCUUCAUCGAAGAGGAGGGUGAAGACAGUCCAUCAUGGAGACUGAUGGUAGUGUAAACAUGUUCUUCUAUGUUUGAGAAUUUUA